AACUUUCCGUCAAUAAAAAUCUUAGCUUGCUAUGACUAAAAGAAUAAUUUUAGAAAAAGAAGAAUCAAUUUUUCGUGAAGAAAUGCGAACGAAAAACGAGGUCGUUUGGGAGAGGUAACGAGACGUAAAGCUAUGUCUGCCAUUUUACUUUCUCCUUCCCACGUCGUUUUGGUGGCAAAGGUCGUAAUGCAAAACCUCUUUGCUAAGGGGUUCAAAUCCAUGAACCUCUUUUCUCAAUAUAACGGAGUCUGCAUAUUUGCUCUUCUAUAACCUUUGUUUAUCUCCAGUGACAUAAUGGAGGAGCUUCUCAAUCCUUCAGUUUCUAACAGACCUCUAAUUAUUCCACGCUAUUCCUAUUUUACUCGCAAAUUCUCCAUCAAAACUCGCAAAAGCAAAAGCCUCUGCAAAUUUCACAAUAAUCCAUUCACUUUUUCCUUCUCUACCACCACAAAUGUGCGUCUCUCAGCUCAUUUUGGAGGACCCACUAAUCGCAGAAAUUCCCUAAGGAAGAAGCUCAUUGAUGAUCAACAGGUGCGUCAAAACAGUCCCGUUUCUCUUAAUCCAAGCUCUGAUUUUCAAAAAUUGAAUCUUUAUACUCCAGAGAAUUUAGACGUUAAUAGUCUAGAAGAGAGUGAUUCUAAUUAUGGGUUGGGUGCUGGUAAAAACUUAUCGUGGAAAAGAAAAUCGAAAAAACUGGGUGAAUCAGUUAUGUCAAGUAAGCUAGAGAGGUGGGUUGAUGAGUAUAAUAAAGAUAUUUCUUAUUGGGGUAUAGGGUCUUCUCAUAUUUUCACUAUAUUUCAUGAUUUAGAAGGAAACGUUAAGCGGGUUUUAGUUGAUGAAAAUGAGAUUCUAAAGAGAAGUCAAGUUGGGAAGCUGGAAUCUGGGGAUGUAAAUGAAGUGAACUCCAAAAUUUUGUAUGCAAAGCGUUUGGCUAGUGAGAUGGAGAGAGGAGGAAAUGUUAUUCCAAGGAAUAGUUCAGUAGCCAAGUUUGUUGUUUCUAGUGAGGAUUCUGGUUUUGUAAGAACUAUUCGCGGUGUUAUUCUUCAGCCCCAAUUUAUCCCAGUGGUUUUGGGAUUUGGAAAAAUUUCAUUUUGUAGUUUUUUUGCAAUUUGGGCACUGAAGAAGUUGUUUGCUUUUGGAAAUAAGGAUGAGCAGUUAACAGAAUUGGAAAAGGAAAUGAUGAGGAGAAAGAUAAAAGCUAGAAAGGAGAAAGAUAUACCAAAGAAUGGUGAAGUGGAAGUUGUUCAAGAAACUUCUGAACUGUCAAUGCCGCCCACUGAAAAACCCAAAAUGGACAAGCAGGAACUGAUGAGAAAUAUACUAGAAGCAAAGGCUAAAAAGGAUAAGUUGCUGUUAGUGGGUUCUUCUGGUUCCCAAACUACCCAUAGCAUGGAUUUUAAUGAAAAAAUUCAGAAAAUUAGAGCAAUGGCAAGGGAAGCUAGGGAAAUUGAGUUUGGUGAACAACCAGUAGUUAAUAAUGAUAGAGAAGAGAAACAGCCUGUGAAUGAGGAAUUGUCCAGUCAGAUGGAAAUGGUUGAAAAGCAUACAGGGGAGGUUGCGAGUUUUGUAAGUAAAAGUGCCAGUGGAGAAUCUGGUCAGAAUAGGGAUGUUAAUGAUACUCAAGGCCAAAUAUCUUUAGAUGGAAUAAAAGGUGACAAUGUUGGAUGUCUUCAUGAGGUGUCUUUCGAUAAGGGUAAGGUCAUGCAAUCUUCUGAAAAUUCAAGGUUAGAAGUUUCAAAAGACAUGCAAACAACAGCAAGUGGAGAAGUUAAGCUUUUUUCUGAUCAUCCUGAUUGUGAAUUGCACAUGCCAAAUGACAGGUCUACUACAGUAAGACGAAGGAUUAUACGGUCAGUUAAAGAAGCAAGGGAAUUCCUGGCCAAGAAAGAGAACAAACAUUCCAAGGAGCCUGGAGUUGAUACCACAGAAAAAAGCACCAUUGAAUUAACUUUGCAUAGUGAUAAAGCAUCUGGUUGUAAAACAAGCCAAAGAAAGAAAACAGAUAGACAAGUUAUUGAACCUGUUGCUUUGGGCAGAAUGUCUGAUCCUUUACCUGCCGCCGAUAUUCGCAAGGACUUAAUACCGAUUUCAACCAUUAAAGACAAUUCCAAUAAUACUGAGGAAGGAUAUGAGACGCAAGAUGUUCAAAAUUCACAGACACUCUUCAAUGGUGACACUAAUAGCAGCAGAGAGAGAAGACAAUCUGAUGAGACAGAAAACUGGAUAGAGAAAAAUUUUCAUGAAGUGGAGCCCUUAAUUAAGAAGAUUGGGGAGGGAAUAAGGGAUAACUACAAGCUCGCAAGAGAAAAAGUAAAUCAGGAUACUCUUUUUGGUGUAGCAAAUCUUGACUAUAACCAAGAUGAUAGUGAAUUUGAGUGGAUGAAAGAUGAUGAUCUCAAGGAAAUAGUUUUUCAAGUCCGAGAAAAUGAGUUGUCGGGGAGGGAUCCAUUUUAUCUGAUGGAUGCUGAAGAUAAACUUAAAUUCUUCAAAGGUCUUGAGGAGAACGUUGAGAAAGAGAAUGAAAAAUUAUUAAAAGUGCAUGAAUAUCUUCAUUCAAAUAUUGAAAAUCUUGAUUAUGGUGCAGACGGCAUCAGCUUGUAUGAUCAACCAGAGAAAUUUAUACCACGCUGGAAGGGGCCUCCACUAGGAGAGAAUCCAGAGUUCCUCAACAACUUCCAAAAUCAACGGACAGGAAUUGCUGGAAAUGCUGACACUUCAUACCUUGGGAAGGAUGAACAGAUUCAGAAAUCAAUAGAAUCCACAGAUGAGGAUGCUGCCACUUCCUUGUCAGAGAGUGUUUUAGAGAAGAAUUUACAUAAUAAGGAUGCUAAACAUUCCAAGACAAUUAUAGAAGGUAGUGAUGGUUCUAUCAAAGCUGGCAAAAAAUCAGGUAAGGAGUUUUGGCAACACACAAAGAAAUGGUCCCGUGGAUUUUUGGAAUCUUGUAAUGCAGAGACAGACCCAGAAAUUAAGUCCAUCAUGAAGGAUAUGGGAAAGGAUUUGGAUAGAUGGAUCACUGAAGAAGAAAUACAGGAGGCAGCUGAUCUAAUGAAGAAAUUGCCUGAGAGAAGUAAGGAGUUCAUGGAGAAGAAAAUGACCAAGAUAAAAAGAGAAAUGGAAUUGUUUGGACCACAAGCUGUAGUGAGCAAGUACCGUGAGUAUGCAGAAGAGAAAGAAGAAGAUUACUUAUGGUGGUUAGAUCUUCCACAUAUACUGUGCAUUGAAUUAUACACAACUCAGAAUGGGGAGCAAAAAAUAGGAUUUUAUUCAUUGGAGAUGGGUGCUGAUCUUGAAUUAGAACCAAAACCAUGUCAUGUGAUUGCUUUUGAGGAUGCUGGUGAUUGCAAAAACUUUUGUUACAUUGUUCAAGCUCACAUGGAUAUGCUCGGAAAUGGCCAUGCAUUUGUUGUUCCAAGGCCUCCAAAGGACGCCUUUCGGGAUGCCAAAGCAAGUGGAUUUGGUGUUACUGUUAUAAGGAAAAGAGAGCUAGAGCUGAAUGUAGACCAAACUCUGGAAGAGGUGGAGGAACAAAUCGCGGAGAUCGGGAGCAAGAUGUACCAUGACGAGCUCAUGCGGGAGCGUUCUAUUGAUAUAAGUGCACUGAUGAAGGGUGUUUUUGGUUUCAGGAGUCGACCUGCCAGUAGAAGAAAAAAGUCCAGGCGGACACUAAUGGAGCCUGGGAAGAAAUGAAGAUGAUGUGUGCUUCUUGACUGAGCUUGAGCAAGGGGUAACGAUUGUUGACCAUGCAAGAAGGCGAGGCCUUUAAAAGGUCUCCCAAACGGGUUGGUCUUACAACAGCCAAUCAGACACAGGAGCAGAAGAAAAGAUAUGCCUGCCUGAUAUUGAGCUCUUACCGUUGCAUUGUGUUCUAUGAUUUAUGAUGCCUGUUUCUGCUGGGGAGGAUGAUUAAAGUGUGGCUGGAGCUCCUAUAUCUUACCAAUUCUACUAGUCCAAUCAACUUAAAAAGGACCAUUUUGGUGUUGAUUCUCCAAGCCAGCAUGACUAGUACCGUGAGGGGGACUCCUUCACUUCAACAACUUUUAUCAAGAGUAGAUUAUAGUACCCAUCCUUGAAAAGUCCAAAACGAGCACCUGUUUAGGUUAAGUCAGUUCAUCACGUAGAAUUAUGGAUUAUGCAACAAUAUUAUAGUGACAUUAUCUAUCAAAUGCAAUAGUGAUACUGAUCAAUAAAUGACUGCCAUUGAUUAA
Messenger RNA from Ricinus communis (castor bean), 4208 nucleotides. RefSeq lists its product as uncharacterized. The coding region runs from base 295 to 3690 and encodes 1131 amino acids. The record is from RefSeq and is a predicted model, not a curated record. The transcript is spliced from 5 exons. NCBI's taxonomy places the organism in Eukaryota, Viridiplantae, Streptophyta, Magnoliopsida, Malpighiales, Euphorbiaceae.